AUGGGCAAUUUCCAGAGCUCGCCGCUGCAGCAAUGUCUCAACUCGGUCUGCCAGGGACGCAGCGCCUGUGUGGCAUUUCCUAGCGAUCCUCUGUACCAGCUGUCGUGGGUCAAAGCCUACAACAAAGCCAUCCACGUUACCCCGAUUGCCGUUAUCCGACCCAAGACGGCCGACGAGGUUGCCCAAGCUAUCAAUUGCGCCGUGCAGAGCAAGGUCCAUGUCCAAGCCAAGUCUGGAGGGCAUUCUUACGGCAACUACGGUCUGGGUGGCCAAGAUGGAGGGCUCAUGGUUGACAUGGUCAACUUUCAACAAUUCACCUUGAAUACCACCUCCUGGCAAGCGACCUUUGGUUCUGGCUACAAGCUCGGCCAACUCGACAUGCAGCUGCACAAGAGUGGUGGACGUGCCAUGGCCCACGGCACCUGCCCCGGAGUGGGAGCCGGCGGCCAUCUCACCAUUGGCGGAAUUGGCCCUUCGUCGCGCAUGUGGGGAACAGCUCUCGACCACGUCAUCGAGGUGGAAGUUGUCACCGCUGACGGUCAAAUACGCAAGGCGAGCGAAAAGGAAAACUCAGACUUGUUCUGGGCCCUUCGAGGGGCCGGUGCUAGCUUCGGCAUCAUCACGCAGUUCACCGUCCGCACACAGCCAGAGCCUGGGCAUGUCGUCGAGUACACGUACGGAUUCAACUUUGGCAGGCAGCAAGACAUGGCGGCCGUGUACGAAUCGUGGCAAAAACUCGUCAACGAACCCCAGCUCGAUAGGCGCUUUUCCUCUCUGUUCAUUGCCCAGCCUCUAGGCGCCAUCAUCACUGGAACCUUUUUCGGCACCAGGCAGGAAUAUGUAGCCACCGGAAUCCCUGGCAAAAUCCCCAGAGGCGGCACCCUUGUCUUCAAGGCCACCGAUUGGCUCGGCUCUCUGGCGCACAUUGCCGAGAAGACCGGCAUAGAGCUUAGCAACAUCCCAUCGCAGUUCUACAGCAAGUCCCUUGCCCUUCGCCAGCAAGACGCCCUUACCCACGAGACGGUAACCAGCCUCUUCAACUACACGGGUUCCGCUGAUGCCGGCACACCCCUGUGGGCCGUUAUUUUCGACACCCACGGCGGUGCCAUCAGCCAAGUCGCUGAUGAUUCCACGGCAUAUCCUCACCGCGACAAACUAAUCAUGUACCAGUCUUACGUUGUAGGCCUACCCCUGCGUGAAAAGUCGAGGGAUUUCGCCCAGGGCAUCCACGACAUCAUCCAGAAAGGGUCUCCGAAUGCCAAUACAAGAUACGCCGGAUACGUAGACUCUAUGCUUGGUCGGUCUGAGGCACAACAGACGUACUGGGGGGGCAAGUUACCGAAACUUGGCCAAAUCAAGGCCAAAUGGGAUCCCAAAGACGUUUUCCACAACCCUCAAAGCGUUGACCCAGCUUAG
This is a messenger RNA of Ustilaginoidea virens, 1416 nucleotides long. RefSeq lists its product as uncharacterized. The transcript is spliced from 3 exons. Lineage: Eukaryota; Fungi; Ascomycota; Sordariomycetes; Hypocreales; Clavicipitaceae. Gene Ontology annotation, molecular function: oxidoreductase activity; FAD binding. The record is from RefSeq and is a predicted model, not a curated record. Bases 1 to 1416 code for a protein of 471 amino acids.